UGCUUUAACUUUUCCUACUAGAAGAUGAUGAGAUAAUGAUGUAAACCCAACUUCAACAACAUAUGCUAAAAUCCCCAAACCGGAGAGAGAGAGAGAGAGAGAGAGAGAGAGAGAGAGAGAAUCACCUCUUUUAUCUCACAUUCCGAUCAUUGAUUCCAGCUGGGUUUUCGGUAAAACCAACUGGGUUUCACCUGUUCCCUUUUGAUGAUGAGUUUAUUUCCAAGAUAAAAAAAGUAUUGAACUUGAUUCUUCCUUCCUGCUCAAUUUCAAGAAGAAAAAAAAGAUUCUUCUUUCUGCCCAACAGAGCUGUGUGAGCAAGCAAAAACUUGGAAUAGGGAAUAAACCCAUUUCUUUUUCCUGUCACAUUAAUGGUUCCACCACAGGUUGCUAAAAUAGCAACUGGGUGUGAACCAGUUUGUUCGGCGUGAUGUGCUUUCGUCUGUGUCCUCUAAAAGGGGUUUGGCAGAAAACAAAGAAAUUGAAGAGGUACCUCAUAUAUGGUGAGUAGUCGAAGCUUAAUAUGCCAAGGAUUUAACUGGAUUUCUCUCAGUUUCUUCAUUUUUCUUCUAUUUUUCCAUCGGGUUAGCUGAAGGUCUGUGUUUGGCUAGUCUCUGAGCUUUGUGGGUUUGAUUUUCUUGUAUUUGGGGACUGGGUUUAGGCUUAAAUCCUCAUAGUGGGUAUCCCUUAGGCGUAAAGCUGAUGACUUUUUCUGCUCUAUCCGGGGUUUCUCUCAACCUUUCCAGGCUCUUGUUGAGGACAUGUAGGUGGAUUCUGGUUAAGAUGUCUUUGAGUUGCAAGCACUGUGGCUCUAAUGGUAAAUUCUCAAGCAGUCCUAAGCUGAAGAAGGCAAAGGAGCCUUUGCAUGAGUCUAAUAGAGUCUGGAAGUGGGGAACAGUGCUUCUGUUUGUAUGGCUUUUGGGUGCUGCUGGUAUUGGGUCUAUUUGGUUUUUCUCUGGUUUGAAUGAUGGGAGUCCAAAGGAUGAGGCGCUAAGUUUGUCUCAAGACAAAGAUGAUAGGGUUUUUCCAGAAUAUUUAAAUGUCAGCAAGGAACAAUUUCAUGAUUUGGAUUCUUUGUUCUGUGGAUCAGAUCAGAUCAUGCCCUUGCAACAUACGAAUAAUGUUCAUUAUGAAAUGUUGCCUAGUGAUGUAGCCUGUGCUAUGGAGGUUUUGCGUUCAGAGAAGCAGGAAUUUGGAAGCCAUCAUGGCAUGAUUGCCGAAGAUAUAGAAUUCCAGAAUCAAUGCCCUGCUCGAGAAGAGGAUGUCCCCGGUACACCUGGCCUGUACUUGCCGGAGGAUAAGUCCCUAUCCUCUGCCUCAUGUUCUAUUUCUACAACUGCAUCCGGUGAUCGGAAUUGUGAAAAGUAUGUAUUGCAGAGAAGGGCUUUUGGAGCUAUGGUAGUAGAGCAAUGCCAAAGCUUAUCUUUCUGUUUGGUGAAAGCUUGUUGUUGGGUUGUUUUGGGGGUAGUACUUAGCUGCCUUAUGCCUUGCUUAUGCAAAAAAUUUCUGGGAUAUGAGAAAUGGAAGCUUUUUCAACAGCAGCUGUCGCCACAGCAGAGACAACAACAGCAAGUCUGGAGUUCUUCAAAAAGUAGCCGGAAUUGGAGGUUAAAUGUCCUUAUCGGGGGGGUUGUAACAGGGUUGGUUAUCUCUGGUUGUUUAUUUUGGUAUAUAAGGAAGGGUGAUGUUUCCAAAAGGGAAGAGACUCUUUCCAACAUGUGUGAUGAAAGGGCAAGGAUGCUGCAGGAUCAGUUCAACGUAAGCAUGAAUCAUGUGCAUGCCUUGGCAAUCUUGGUCUCCGCAUUUCACCACGGGAAAGAACCUUCUGCUAUUGACCAGAAAACCUUUGGGGAAUACACUGAAAGAACAGCUUUUGAGAGGCCACUUACGAGUGGAGUUGCCUAUGCCUUGAGAGUUCUUCACACGGAGAGGGAAGAAUUUGAGGAGGAGCAUGGAUGGACAAUAAAAAAAAUGGAAACUGAAGAUCAAAGUUUGAUCCAAGAUUGUGACCCCCAAAACUUGGAUCCUUCACCCCCUCAAGAUGAAUAUGCACCGGUUAUUUUUGCUCAAGAAACUGUCUCCCAUAUCGUAUCUAUUGAUAUGAUGUCUGGAAAGGAAGAUCGAGAGAACAUCUUGCGAGCUAGGGCAUCUGGAAAGGGAGUCCUCACAACACCGUUUAACUUAUUGAAAUCAAAUCACCUUGGGGUUGUACUAACUUUUGCUGUGUAUAGCACUCAUCUCCCACAGGAUGCUAAACCAGAGCAACGUAUUAAUGCUACUGUCGGGUAUCUAGGUGCAUCUUAUGAUGUCCCAUCUCUGGUGGAGAAGCUGUUACAGCAGCUUGCAAGUAAACAAACUAUUGUUGUGCAUGUUUACGACACAACCAAUAAAAAUGAACCCAUCAAAAUGUACGGUCCUGAUGAUGUCAUCGAUACCGGUCUACUGCAUAUUAGCAGCCUUGAUUUUGGUGAUCCAGCACGGAAACAUGAGAUGCACUGCAGGUUCAAGCAAAAACCCUCUCCACAUUGGAUUGCAAUAAUGGCAUCAGGGGGAACUCUUGUCAUCACUUUCCUUCUGGGUCAUAUAUUUAAUGCUGCAAGACUCCGAAUUGCAACGGUGGAGCGUGACUAUCAGAACAUGAUGGUGCUCAAAUACCGUGCUGAAGCUGCAGAUGUUGCAAAAUCUCAGUUUCUUGCGACUGUUUCUCAUGAGAUCAGGACCCCCAUGAAUGGCGUUUUAGGUAUGCUGCAAAUGCUAAUGGACACAGGUCUUGAUGCAAACCAACUGGAUUAUGCCCAAACUGCUCUUGUUAGUGGGCAAGAUUUAAUAUCUUUGAUUAAUGAGGUUCUCGACCAAGCUAAGAUAGAAUCCGGAAGGCUCGAGCUCGAGGCCGUACCUUUCGAUCUGCGUGCUGUUCUUGAUAAUGUUUUGUCACUUUUCUCAGGCAAAUCUUUUAAGAAAGGGAUAGAGUUGGCAGUUUACGUCUCCGAUCAAAUUCCUGCUGUUGUUGUUGGAGAUCCUGGACGGUUUCGGCAGAUAAUUACUAAUCUCGUUGGAAAUUCAAUUAAGUUCACGAAUGACAAAGGGCAUAUUUUUGUCUCAGUACAUCUUGCAGAGGAAGUGAGACAACCAUUUGAGUCUAGGGAUGGAGUGCUGAAACAUAGCUUGACCUUGGUACCCAACUCGUCAAAGAACUCUUAUAAUACAUUGAGUGGGUUCCCUGUGGUUGACAGGUGGAAGAGUUGGAAGAAUUUCAGAAAUUUUAGUAGUGGCACAGAGUUGCCGGAGGAAUAUGAAAACGUCAAAUUGUUAGUGACGGUUGAAGAUACUGGCGUGGGAAUCCGAAGAGAUGCACAAAGUCGUAUUUUCAUGCCAUUUAUGCAGGCUGAUAGUUCCACUUCACGAACUUAUGGUGGCACUGGAAUUGGGUUGAGCAUUAGCAAGCGAUUGGUGGACCUUAUGGGUGGAGAGAUAGGGUUUGUGAGCGAACCCGGUACUGGCAGUACUUUUUCUUUUACGGUGGUUUUGAGAAAAGGAGAAACAAGUAGUUUGGAUUCAAAGCAGCAGUAUUAUGACCCUGCUGUUUCAGACUUCAGGGGGCUUAGGGCAUUGGUGGUUGAUGAUAAAAGCAUCCGAGCUGAGGUCACCAGAUAUCAUCUUCAGAGACUGGGAAUUAUUGUCGAUCAUAUAGCUUUCAGUAUGGAAUCUGCUUGUGCUUAUCUUUCUAGAAGUGACUCAAACUCAAGUGAAUCAUCACAUUUUUCAAUGGUUCUUGUCGAGAAAGAUGUUUGGAGAGCAGAUUCAAGUCAUCCAUUCCACCGUCUGCUCAAAGAGCUUAGGCAAAACAGCAGAACACAAGUCCCAGAAACCCUGCCCAAGAUAUUUCUAUUGGCAACCUCCAUACCUCCUACUGAGCGCAAUGAGCUAAAAUCAGCUUGUUUAGUGGAUAACGUGCUAAUUAAGCCUCUUCGAUUAAGCGUGCUAAUCUUUUGCUUCCAAGAAGUGCCAACUAUCGGCAAGAAGAGGCAAGCAAGUGGAGGAAAACCCCCCGUUCUCGGAGUCCUUUUAAGAAACAAGCGCAUCUUGGUGGUAGAUGACAAUCUUGUUAACAGAAGAGUGGCAGAAGGUGCUCUAAAGAAGUAUGGAGCGAUUGUUACCUGUUUAGAAAGUGGAAAGGCUGCUUUAGAGAUACUCAAGCCCCCUCACAACUUUGAUGCUUGCUUCAUGGAUCUCCAAAUGCCAGAAAUGGAUGGCUUUGAUGCCACGCGGCGAAUACGUAAUCUUGAGCGCAAGUUUAAUGAGAGAAUUGAGUCUGGCGAAGCAUCCAGUGAGAUGUUUUCUAAUGUGGCCCAUUGGCACACGCCGAUAUUUGCAAUGACAGCUGAUGUGAUUCAAGCGAAUAAAGAGGAGUGCAUGAAGUUCGGUAUGGAUGAUUACGUGUCCAAGCCGUUUGAUCAAGAGCAGCUGUAUUCUGCAGUGGCACGAUUCUUUGAGUCUGGUUGACUGAGUGGGAAGGUGACUGUUACGGCAGCAGUUGUUCGUUUAUGAUCCCGUCAACUAUUUGCUCUGGCUUAUUUUUGAAUCAGAAAGCCAAACAGUUCGGGUUCAAAACUACUGACUACUCACAUGAUCUACCGCUAUGCCAGGCCAUGACAGACCCUUCCCAUCUGCAUCCUUUUCACCUUUCCUUGCAUGGAAUCCUAUAAUUUGGUCAUAUGAAGAUGCAUGGAUCGGGCUGGGAAGAAAUCGGCAACCCUUCCUCAAAGCAGGUAUACAUAUAAGGAAGGAUUUAUUCUUCGUCAUCUUGGGAUUUUUUAUGGAAAAUGUGUACGCAUCUAGGCAGGAAAAUUUGGAUUCAACAUAGCGUCAACCUCCGACAACCCGUCCCCCUAAUUUGGUUAUCUUGGACGUAAUUGGAGGUGUUUGUAUAGCUUUAGUUGUAUCUUUGUAGUUUGUAAUUUUGUAACUGUCACCUGGUGUAUUGUACCAUAGAGGUUGCAACAUAUUUUUUGGUGUUUUAGAAUUCUGAUGAAAGGAAUAAGUGUUUUAGCAGAA
Messenger RNA from Rhododendron vialii, 5052 nucleotides. RefSeq names its product histidine kinase 2-like. The transcript has 14 exons. Gene Ontology annotation, biological process: phosphorelay signal transduction system; phosphorylation. NCBI's taxonomy places the organism in Eukaryota, Viridiplantae, Streptophyta, Magnoliopsida, Ericales, Ericaceae. Bases 700 to 4500 code for a protein of 1266 amino acids. The record is from RefSeq and is a predicted model, not a curated record. Gene Ontology annotation, molecular function: phosphorelay sensor kinase activity.